Molecule: messenger RNA, 1635 nt
Organism: Xenopus laevis (African clawed frog)
Lineage: Eukaryota; Metazoa; Chordata; Amphibia; Anura; Pipidae
Gene: ppid.L
Product: peptidylprolyl isomerase D (cyclophilin D) L homeolog
Exons: 11
Coding region: 128-1240 (370 amino acids)
Source: RefSeq, a predicted model, not a curated record
GUUCGGUUGCUACGGGAAACGUCGCCUGAAACCAGAGAUGCUGCCGGAAGUCCCGCCCUCCCUGCAGCGGAAGUGUGGCUAGGAGCUGAGAAGCCGGUGAGCGGUGCGUCUAGUGUGAGGUGUGGAGAUGUCUAACCCAAGCCCAGUGGCCAAGCCUUCCAACCCCUCCAAUCCAAAGGUGUUCCUGGAUGUGGAGAUUGGAGGAGAGCGCGUGGGUCGAGUAGUUUUGGAAUUGUUUGCCGAUGUUGUACCCAAAACUGCAGAAAACUUCCGUGCCCUCUGUACUGGAGAAAAGGGCAUUGGACAAUCAACUGGAAAACCUCUUCAUUUUAAAGGAUGCCCUUUUCACAGAAUUAUUAAGAAAUUCAUGAUCCAGGGCGGAGACUUCUCAAACCAAAAUGGAACUGGAGGAGAAAGUAUAUAUGGGGAAAAAUUUGAGGAUGAAAACUUUCAUUAUAAGCAUGACAAAGAGGGUUUACUCAGUAUGGCUAAUGCUGGCCCAAAUACCAAUGGCUCACAGUUCUUUAUCAUCACUGUACCUACACCUCAUUUAGAUGGAAAGCAUGUGGUUUUUGGCCAAGUGCUAAAGGGAUAUGGAAUUGUCAAAAUGUUGGAAAACGUUGACGUAAAGGAAGAGAAGCCUGCGAAGGUGUGUGCGAUAUCAGAGUGUGGGGAACUGAAUGAGAGCGAUGAGUGGAUGGCUUCUCCAUCAGAUGGUUCUGGAGACACUCACCCCGAUUUUCCAGAGGACUCUGAUGUAGAAUUAAAUGAUGUUGAAAGAAUUACCAGUAUAGCGGAAAACAUGAAGAAUAUAGGAAACAAUUUCUUCAAAUCUCAGGACUGGGAAAUGGCAACAAAGAAGUAUAACAAGGCUCUGAGAUAUGUAGAAAGCUGCAAAGAUGUCACAGGAGAUGACAACAUAUCAAAGUUAAAUCCGAUUGCUGUCAGCUGUAACUUGAAUAUUGCUGCCUGUAAACUCAAAGUAUCUGACUUUAGAGCAGCCAUUGAUAGCUGCAAUGAGGCGCUGGAAAUUGAUCCCUCUCACACCAAAGCACUUUACAGGAGGGCUCAGGGUUGGCAAGGACUAAAAGACUUUGAACAAGCACUGGAGGAUCUUAAAAAGGCUCAUGAAUUAUCACCCGAUGAUAAAGCUGUCAGCAGUGAAAUUCUGCGAGUCAAGCAGAGGAUUAAAGAGCAGAAAGAAAAAGAGAAGGCUGUGUAUGCCAAAAUGUUUGCCUAAAUGUCUCUAGUUCUCUCCCUUGGAAAACAAACUUUAGACCUGUGGAUUAUUUUCCCCCUAGAACUACACCAUUGUUUGCAGCUUUCAUUUCUCUGGUUUUUCAUUCUGUUGUGUGGCACUGCAUGAAUUAUGCAAAGGAGACAUCUGGGGUCCGACCGGUUUUAUUCUCUUGUGAAUUGGCUUUGGUUGGCAGAUGAUGUGACGGUAGUAAAGCUUGUUUUAGUCUAUCUAACCCCCCCUUUAAAAAGUGGGACGUCCCUGUGUAUAUUUUAAGAGACAAGAAAUUAUUUGAUUUGCAUAACUUGCUAUAAAUGUGCAGGAAUAAACAUCUGUUUACUGUCCUUAAUAAAGACUGUUACCAUACCUCCCAACAUUUGGCAGAUUAUGAAAGUUAA